This is a messenger RNA of Sphenostylis stenocarpa, 354 nucleotides long. The record is from the annotation of a GenBank genome assembly. NCBI's taxonomy places the organism in Eukaryota, Viridiplantae, Streptophyta, Magnoliopsida, Fabales, Fabaceae.
GAAGGGCGGAGUUGGAAGCAAGGUGAAGGAGUGAAGACUUUAACGAGGAAACAAAAAAAGAGAGUAGAAGAGAGAGUUAUGGGAUAUGAGAGUCCGUUUACCGACGUUGGAGGAUCCGAUGAUGCAGAUUCCGGGUCGGUUUUGCAGGUCCGUUUGCGACUCGAUAGCAUCUAUGGAAGUUACGGGUUUGGGUUGCUUCCUCUCACUCUACGAUUCAAAACUUUAAUAAAGAUGAGAAGAGUAUUAAAGAUUGAAUUAGAGUGGGCCCAAUCCAUGGAAGAGGAGCCAAUGAGCAAUGCGCACAAACCCAUCCCAUUGUGUCUUUUGGAGACACUUCGAGAAAACACUCAGUAA